Messenger RNA from Anastrepha ludens (Mexican fruit fly), 7190 nucleotides. RefSeq names its product glycerophosphocholine phosphodiesterase GPCPD1. The transcript has a single exon. Gene Ontology annotation, biological process: glycerophospholipid catabolic process. NCBI's taxonomy places the organism in Eukaryota, Metazoa, Arthropoda, Insecta, Diptera, Tephritidae. Gene Ontology annotation, molecular function: starch binding; glycerophosphocholine phosphodiesterase activity. The record is from RefSeq and is a predicted model, not a curated record. The coding region runs from base 3573 to 5873 and encodes 766 amino acids.
CGACUAUGAUACAGACGUGGAAGAAGAUUUCGAAGAUCUUUUAUACGAAAAUGUGGACGAUGCAGAAUUAUCUAUCGACACUGGAAUUGACGAGGUGAUUAACAGGGCGCUAAAUUUGUCAGAUUCUAUGCUGGAAUCAGAAGUGUGUGUCAAUUUAUGUACAUGUUGUCAAUUUCAAUAACAGGUUUCAGUCCAUUCCGAUGACUCAACGUUUAUGUGACGAUGAACAAAUGUGCGCACCGAAGAUGAGGACUUUCCUUCGACAAUAUCUGCCAGAUAAACCACAUAAAUGGGGUAUAAAACUUUCGUUUUGUGUGACUCCUUCGGAUUUUGUUAUAACUUCGAAAUAUAUUGCGGCGCAGGAGACAAUGCUGUUCUGACUGAUACACCAGAUCUUGGGGCAUCAGCGAAUGUGGUGGUCCGAUUUUCCCGUAAUAUUCCAGAUUUUAAAAACCAUAUAACAUAUUUCGACAACUAUUACACGUCACUGCCACUUCUGGUUUAUCUAAAAUCACGCGGAAUACAUUCGCUGGGAACUAUUCGUUCAAAUCGAAUUCCGAAUUGCAAACUUCCGACUGAUCUUGAUCUCAGGAAACAACCCCGUGGAUAUUCAACUGAAUUUUGUGGAUCUGCUUUAGGAGUUGACAUUUCUUUAUCAGUUUGGAAGGACAAUAAAAUAGUGUGACUCGCAUCGAGUUACGCAGGCGAAAAGCCCUUCCAGAAUGAAACAAAUGUUAUAAAUAAGGUGUCGCGGUUCGUCCGCUCAGGAAAAAAAUUUGUUGAUGUCGAUUGCCCCAAUGUAGUCCGUGAAUAUAAUAGUCAUAUAUGGGGGGCGUCGACCUCAUGGAUGGACUAAUUGGGCGAUAUAAGAUUCCGGUAAAGAGCAAUAAGUACACAAACCGACUUUUUAAUCACCUGCUUGAUAUGGCCAUGAUAAACGCUUAUGUUUUGUUCAGAAGAAUUAACAAGAUUGACACGCAUGCUAGGCAGUACCAACUGCCGAACUUCAGGACAGAGAUCGCAUACGUACUAUGCAAACAACAAUAUUCUUCAAUACCAAGAGCUCCAGGUCGUCCAUGACAAACUCCUCAAAUAAAAUUUACUGGAAGAAAAGCUUACUUACCUCCUGACGACGUUCGCUACGACGGAGUUGGACAUUUUGCAAAGUUUUUAUCACGCACCGGUAAAAAAAGGCGCGAAUAUCCUGGCUGCACCUCCGAAACUCAAAUCGUGUGCCGAAAAUGGAAUCUGAAUCUUUGUUUUUCCCAGCAAAAGGACUGCUUUCACAAUUUUUACCAUAAAUAAUUUGCACCAACUGCCUAUUUAUGCCCAAAAGCAUGCCUUUCUUUUGUAGACAUUUUUCUAAAACUAUUUGAAAUGAGACUGACUGUUUGUUUUGUAUUGAUUUCUGUUAAAAACUUUCUGUUUUGCUCAAUAAAAGUACGUAAUACACUGAAUUUGCAAGUUUUUCAUUUAGAUUUUUUUUGGCGUUCUUUCCCAAAGCCGCCUGCAGGCGGGGUAAGGUUUUAUCCCUAUAUAAUCGGAUCAAGGAACAACAUUUCACUUUCUUGAUAAAGAACCUAUAAUUUUACCAUAAUCCCCACCCAAAGCAAUUUUUUUCAUUCAAAAAUAAAAUUUGGGCACUAGAGGGUUAAGGGGCUGGUGCCGUUUAUUUGUGUCUUCCGCGAAUUUAAAUGCAGUUUUGAUUAAUAAAAGCUGGGAAGAUGUUUGGAAGUACCAGUCAAUCUUGGAUUUUAUAACAAGACAACGAUCCCUAGCAUCAAAGCUAAAGGUGUGUAGAGCGGAAACAGAAAAAUUUGGGUUAAUAGGUUGGAUUGGCCUUCACAGUCGCCUAAUGCCAAGCCUAUUGACAAUGUUUGAGCAGAAGUUAAAAAGAAAAUCAAAGAAAAACAAAUAUGGAUGGUGAAGCAGUUUUCAAGGCAAAUUCGGCUAAUUUGGAGCCGAUGACUUCGAGUAUGACUCGAAGGUAUUAAGCCAUUAUAGCUAAUGAUAGGGACUAUGCAUUUUAUUGAAUAUAUUGCGUAUAAUAAAUAUUAUAAAAUGUACACUUCAGUUAGAAUCGAAUUGGACAAGAAGUUUCUAUGUAAUGGCGGUCACGCUUCUGAUUUAUUAUAUAAAUAGUUUUUAGUUGUCAAAAAUCGCUCGUACUAUUCCACAAAUCAAUAAAUAGCAUCGUAAAAUUAUUAACAUUUUUUAUUAAUUAUUUAAAUUAUUAAAAAAAUUUCAAUAUUACCACAAAUUUCAAUAAAUAUUAAUAUAAUAAGUAGGCGUAAAGCAGUUGUGCAUGACACGAUCAGGUAAAUAUAAACCAAAAAUCACUGUGAGUACCAGAAUAAGAUGAACCGUUGAUCGUGUUAUAUCUACAUUAAAGCUAAGAACGUGAAAAGGCAAAAGCAUGCAGUCCCUACCGUUUUGAGUGUUUGACCGAGCUCCUCCACCCAUUUGUGGCGUGUGUCUUCAAGUUGUUCCACAAAUGUAGGGACCUACUGUUUUAAGCCGGCUCUGAACGGCAGACUCUUUUUAUGAGAAGCUUUUUCAUGGCUGAAAUACACCCGAAAGGUUGCCAUUACCUCGCGAGGGGCGAACGCUACCAGAAAAAAAUUGUCCUAACCUUUUGUUUUUCAUGCUCGGAGAUUCGAAACUUUGCACUACCCAUCGUGCACCUAUCUGAUAAACUAGUAAAAAUAUCGAUGCAAAUAACUAAAAAAUUAAAAAAUAUGCUUAUUACAUAUUUUGUGGUUGACAGAGCUUCAAAUAUUUUUUAAUCUCGUACAAUUUGAGAGGGAUAAAGGAAAAGUAGUAGGCCUUGAUAAAGAUUCAUUUAUGUUAAAAUAUUAAGUAAGUCAGUGCAACUUUUUACAACACACACAUUCAUACAUGUGCAUCUAUUGGUUUUUAUAUUAAAAGGAAAACAAAAACGUUCAAACUUAUCCAUGUUUGCUAAAAUGUUAAUGUUUUUUGCAAUAAAAGCGAUUUUUUGCCGCCAUUUUAUCUACUCCGAAAAAAUUACAAAUUUCGAGAAUCUACGCAUUGUAGGCAAACAAUCUCAAUGCUUCAGUACCUAAAAAAUACCGCAAUCCCGAAUUCUCAUAUGUAUAUACUCGGCUAUACAAAUGGUGAAAUUAGCGUGAGUUUACUGCUUUGUCAUAAUUACGGGCGUUAGCCGGUUCCACUUAAUCACACCUAGUUUACCAAGCAAAACAAAAACAAAGAUUCAAAUUAAGCGAAGAGAGUUUCCGCCGGCGCGAUCCGUUAGCGUUGGUCUUACUCUUUCUUCAGCGCGCUUCAUUUAGCUUCGAAAUGCCAAGCCACAAACGCUAUCGCUAGAUGAACGCGUCGAGCUGCGCAGCCGCAUUAAAUGAAGAUAAAAAGUGAAUAAAUAGUCGAAAUAAAACCAUCAAUAAAUCUAAAACAAAGACAUAGUUUAAAAGUAAACAAAAGACAAAAAAAAAAGAAACGAAAGAAAAAAGAAAUCGCGCGCUGAACUUCACGGCAGAGCGCCAAGUGCAAAGUACCAACGAAAGUAUUUUCUUAAUUCUAUCUUGCGACUAAUGAGUGCCAAAGCACAUUCCAUUCAUCUACUCAUAUCAUUUGUUGGUGUGCUAUCGAGCGCGCAGCUAGUAGUGAGCCCACAAACGAAAAUUAGUAGCGAUGUAGACACCGAAGGUGAAUGGUCAUCGGGGCUGAAGAAAUUAUUAGCGACUUUCGCUCGUAAGAGCGACAGCGGAGCCGCCACAGCUGCACCGCCAUACAAUCUGACGCAGCAGCAAAUGGAAGAUUUCGAGGCAAUUAUGAGUGCCGGUGAGGAUGUGCCAACCAAUUCCCAUACGCUAAUCAAUCGCACACAUGACGCAAAUGACGACUAUGGAGCAGAAGAUACGCGCAGUUUUCUUUGUAUACCCAUUAUACGCAUUUUCAAUGUGGAUAUUCGGCGCGAGUUGCUUCCGGAUGAGCGCGUUGCGGUGGUGGGCGAUCAUGAGCGCCUGGGUGCUUGGCAAGUGGAGCGUGGUAUUGCAAUGAAGCCGAGCGGAAGCAAUGCGCAAUCAGCGCUGCAUAGUUGGUCAGUGAAGGUACCUGUUUGUGCAAGUGCGCGCCUACAUUAUCGCUAUUUUAUCUUCAGCAUAGACAAGCAUGGGCGACGACGCGUGCAUGAGUGGGAGGGCGUGCCGUACGGUCGUGUAUUGGAGAAGUAUCAGAUGUAUCGUCCGCCGGGCAAGGAUUUGUUUGGAUUACUCUCGCACAUGACAAUUGGCGAUGUGGAGCAUGAGAAAGGUUGGCUGCGCCAGGAGUACGCCAUUGAAUUCAAGUUCAUUUGGGAGCAGCAUUUGAAGUUUUAUCGCUAUUUGAAUUUGAACCGCCCUACGAAAUUUCUGCUAAAGAUGUCCGUUUCUAAAAAUGGUUUUACACUACCGCCUAGCGCCUGGCGUAGCACAGAGCUGGAAGUAUCGCACUACGCCUACAAUCGUUCUCACUUUCAGCAGCAAGCCAAGCGCGGCGUGCCCUACUUAGCGGGCGACAUUGUCAUAUUUCGCUUUACUGUGCCACUUAAUACAGUGAACUCCUAUCUGCUGAGCAUUUCUACGAUGGAUGGCAAUCGCGUGGGUGAAGUGUUAAUACUACCAUUGGACCUGAAGGGUUCAGAUGGUGUGCUCCGUUUGCCUAUAUGGGGCGCAGUGAAUUAUUUUCAAGUGGGUAUAUUGACGCUGCCCUAUGUGAUUAUUCGCCCUUUGUUUGGUGCUGUGAAUUAUAAUCUGCGUGGCAGUUUUCAACGUUAUUGGCCCAUGAAUUGGCCAUCGAUGGAUGUGGGCCACCGUGGUAUAGGCGCCAGCUUCAAUGCGAAUGCACCAUUUGUGGAAAACACCAUUGCCAGUUAUAUGCACGCACACAAGCACAAAGCGGAUAUGGUCGAACUGGACGUGCAGCUGACGAGCGAUUAUGUGCCGGUGGUGUGGCAUGACUUUGGCUUUUAUACAGCGCCAACGGGACGCAAUGUGCGGAACGAAGAUGAUUUGGAAUAUGUGCUUAUCAAAGAUCUGAGCUACAAACAGUUGAAGAGCAGUCGCGUUUUCACUGCAGAAGAUGGGGAUAUCUACGAGUAUACAAAUUUCAACGUGCGCAGCGCGUCCGAAAAUGAGCGCUUAUUUCCUCUGCUACAGCAAAUUUUUAAAACACUGCCAAUAACGCUUGGCUUAGAUAUCGAAAUCAAAUGGCCGCAAAUUUUAAAAAGCAAUACUGUAGAGUCAGCGCAAACGCUUAACAAAAAUCACUUUGUUGAUAUUAUAUUGAAAACUACUGUGAAGUACGGCUGUGGUCGCCCACUCUUCUUCUCCAGCUUUGAUGCGGACAUCUGCACUAUGGUGCGCCUAAAGCAGAAUGUAUUUCCAGUUGCGUUUAUUACGAUUGGCGAAACGAGUUUGUGGGAACCCUACAAAGAUCUACGCGCACGCAGUUAUCUGGAUGCAGUGAAUUUUGCGCAGUCAGCAAAUCUGCUAGGCACAGUUGCGCAUGCAAAAGAUUUUCUCAAAACCGGCGCUGUACUUGGCUUUGGUUUGGACUUGGGUCAGGCGACUUUUGUAUGGGGCGACGAUUUGCGAGAAAAACAAGCAGUUGAACAAUUUAAGCGCUGGCAUGUGUCUGGCGUCAUUUACGAUCGCAUCGAUUUGUAUGGCCCGCUGCGCAAGCGCGAGAGUUUUUUCAAUGUACCAGAUUUAGUGGACGUUUUCACGCGGCAAUGCAUUGUUGUAGGUCAUUUUAAUUGCUCCAGUGUGCUGGCAUUACCGGAUGGGUUUGAUUUACAUGGAAAACCAGUGAGCCGACUGGGCUGCGAGGUGAUUGUGCAAUCCUUUACUUGAGGCGUAAUGGCGUGGGGGCAUAAAUUGGAUUUUAUAUAAAUAAAUUUAAAGGUGUAAUUAUUUAUAAACGGGUAUAUUAAUAAGAAAUCAGCACUGUGGGAGAGAGCAAUUUAAGUGAAUCUAAUUUAAAAAUGUUCUUAGUGUUGAAUGAGGAAAAGGAAUAAAAUAAUAUAUAAUAAUAAUAUGAAAUGCUCGGUAUGAUUUUUCUAAAAUUUACUUAUUACACUCUGCGGCACCAUUUUUGGGGAGUGAGAAAUCUCUUUGCAGAACGUCGGCUUCGGGUGAGUAUGAGAGUUUGACCAAUGGGCGCAGAAUCAUAAUCGAAAUAAUUCUGGGCCUAAAUUUGUUAAACGGAGGUUUAAGAAAAAACAUGAUUUAUUUUCAGUAUAGUCGAAUUAAUAACUGGUUUUUCACCUAGAACCGGGAUUAAAUUUAAACGCAGCACCAGCUAGUACUAUAGUUGGUUUGAAACAAAUGAAAUUGAAAAGCUCACGGUUGUCUGUGCACAUAAAAGAGAUUUUGAUAUUAUAAUCGUAAAGAAUCGUAAAGAGAUUUAAUCCAUUUGAUGAAGUUGCUUUUUAUUCAAGCUACAUAUUCGAAAAGACACAGUUUUUUAAUAGAAAUAUGAAACAUUGAAGAGCCACGAAUUAUGAAAGAUCUUCCUUUUCCGAUACGUACACAUGAAAGUUGCUUUCGUCUAGAAUGGGAAUUUCAUCAACAUUUUCUGCUGCCAUAUUCGCCUUUCUAACAAACACAAUUGCCUCUUUUCCACCUAUUUGCAUCCGUUUCCAUUUGGUAGAAUCGAAAAGCCAACAUACCCCCGUGAACUGCUUCCGCUUCAUUCUUUUCUUUAUCAUUCUCGCAGAAAAUCUUUUUCGCGUUCACUCUUCCGGUGGCAAUUAUUAAAAUUCUAAGUUUUUUUUCUUCCUCAUAAAAAUCAUUCGAAGUAGGCUUAAAACUAUAGGUCCCUUCAUUUACGGAAGAAAACCAAGACGCACACUACAUUGCGUCCGAGUGGGACAAACUCUUAGUUUUCCAUGGUAAAACAAAAAAUGGGAUCGCAGUCUUCUCGUUUGGUAGAAAGAAACGAAUAAAAUAAAAAUGGACAACAUUGUUAAAGGCUUUAAGGGGGGAUUCUACUGUAAAAAUCAAAUUUUCAUGGAUUUUGUUUUCAUACUUGUAUUAAUUUAAUUAGUAAAAAAAAGUUUAGGGUUACAUAAACACAGGUCUUGAGUGUACAAAAAAAUUUUUUAAAUUUAUUUUCAUUUCAAAAUGGCAGCUGUACAGCCGCUCCCCCGAAACGCCUUUUGAAAUCUG